UGUCAUGUCAAAGAACGCCAUAUCCAUUGUUAUUUCGAUUCCGGAAUAAAUCUAGAAAAUAUUGUUCUUAUAAAGGUUUAGAAAGUACAGAACAAUGAGUGAAUUAGUUUGGGGAAUUAAAAACGGCGAUAUCGAUCAAGUAAAAGACAUAGUAGAAAACAAGAAAAUUGAUGUCAAUGCACUAAUUGAUGGAAGGGUCCCUCUUCACUAUGCUGCUGACUAUGGUCAGACAGCUGUUUUGAACUAUUUGUUGGACAAAGGAGCAGACCCUAAUAUGUUGGACAAACAUGGCAUUUCAGUACUGUUAGCAGCAAUUUGGGAAGGUCACACCGACUGUGUUAAAACAUUACUCAAAAAUGGUGCAUCUAAAAACGGAAAGACCCCAGAUGGAACACCAUACAUCGAAGCUGCAGAAAAAGAUGAAAUCAAGGAACUUCUCACAUAGAAAUGAAAUCUUUUAUACCAGAACUAUAUAACAAGUAAUCGCUCAGAUUUGUUUUGAUGCUAAGAUAAAAUCACUAAGAUCAAACAAUAAAUUAAUCCCAUUAUAAAAUAUUUUUACAAGCAUUUAUUUACAUUGUAAUGAAUUAUUUUUAUACGCUCAACAUAUUGACCUAUAAAAUAUGUAUUUGAUUAUGCGUCCAUUUAGUAGUGUGUGUAUCUAUAAAGGCCUGACCUCCCUUAUGGAGGUAAAUAACAGCAAUCACCUGAAAUGUGAUGGCUAGCUCAUCCUUCCAGUGCUUGCAUGAGAUUUGUAAGAAGCCCCAUAAUCUAAAUUUAGCAAAUAAAUUAUUUAAAUAUUAAGGUGUAAUUGCAGCAAAUAAGAUGUAAUUUUUAUCGCUAAAAUAAUAAAACUGAUAUAAGCAAACCA
Spodoptera litura is the source of this 871-nucleotide messenger RNA. Its product is annotated as myotrophin. Gene Ontology annotation, cellular component: pi-body. Gene Ontology annotation, molecular function: protein binding. Lineage: Eukaryota; Metazoa; Arthropoda; Insecta; Lepidoptera; Noctuidae. The record is from RefSeq and is a predicted model, not a curated record.